Messenger RNA from Xiphophorus hellerii (green swordtail), 2339 nucleotides. RefSeq names its product mitochondrial inner membrane protein MPV17 (gene mpv17). Gene Ontology annotation, molecular function: channel activity. The coding region runs from base 589 to 1122 and encodes 177 amino acids. Gene Ontology annotation, biological process: regulation of mitochondrial DNA metabolic process. The record is from RefSeq and is a predicted model, not a curated record. Gene Ontology annotation, cellular component: mitochondrion; membrane; cytoplasm. The transcript is spliced from 7 exons. NCBI's taxonomy places the organism in Eukaryota, Metazoa, Chordata, Actinopteri, Cyprinodontiformes, Poeciliidae.
CAGGCAUGUAACACAUUUUGCAUUUACUGCUUUUCCCUCCGUAAAUUAAUCCACGUUAUUGCGACGUGUUUAGCGGUUAAACUGAGCUGUAGUUCGGGAAGAUAUACUUCGAUGUUCAAGGUGUUUUUAUUUAACGGAAAACCACUAAAAAGCAGACUUUAAAACUUCCGAAUCCUUGUCUGGCCAAACUCCGUUCAAAAAGAAUGAGCUCCUACACUUAAUUUGAAAAUUCUGAAAUUGAAUUUUAACUAAAGAGUAAAUCGUUGGUUAGUUGUAUUAAUGUGAGUAUAGUCUUUUAUUCGGCAUUGACAAAAUCUAUGAAUAUGCUAAUUUGGGAUCCAGUUGAGUAUAUGUAAUUUAGGAAAAACGUACAGGCUAAUCUUAAAUUGAUGUAAUGUAUUCAAUGCAUCGUUGCUUCAUCGUUGGCAAAACUAAAUAUGAGUUCAACGGUAUAUCCUAGAACAGUGUCGUUACCAUUUUUGUUCUAAUUGUGGACAUAAGGAUGCUUAUUUGCAGGUUUACUUAAUUUGGGUUUCGCUGCUUCUGAUUUGGCUAAUUUUGUUUUUAUCAACAUUUCCUUUAAGGAGGAUGGCUAGCCUAUGGAGAUCCUAUCAGGCCUUGAUGACCAAAUAUCCCUGGUCAGUCCAGAUAGUCACAGCUGGGUCUCUGGUGGGUGUGGGUGAUGUCAUCUCCCAACAGCUGAUUGAGAGGAGAGGAUUAGCUCAUCACAAUGUGGGACGAACAGCCCGGAUGAUGAGUAUAGGAUUCUUCUUUGUGGGUCCGGUAAUCGGCAGCUGGUACAAAGUUUUGGACAGGAUCGUGGUUGGAGGGUCUAAAUCGGACGCCAUGAAGAAAAUGCUUGUUGACCAGUUGUGUUUUGCUCCGUGCUUCCUGGGAACUUUCCUCUGUAUUUCUGGAGCCCUGAACGGACUAACAGCGGAGGAGAACAUCGCCAAACUUAAGAGGGAUUACACAGAUGCCCUGAUCUCUAACUACUAUUUGUGGCCUCCAGUCCAGAUUGCUAAUUUCUACUUCGUCCCGCUGCAUCACAGACUGGCCGUCGUCCAGAUAGUCGCCGUCGCCUGGAACUCCUACCUGACCUGGAAGGCCAACAAGAUGUGAAGAAACCUCACAAGUCCAGCCUGUCUUGUUGUUGAUGAUGAUGAUUUUUACACUCAUUUGUACUGUAGACUGCGAGUGUGUGUGAGAAAUGAGCACAACUUACUUUAGUCUUCUGAUAUUUCCAAAGUGUAAAACUGUGACUGAAUCACAUGUAAAAGGUCGGGGAAGAUUGCUCGUCUACUCUGAGUGACAAAUUCACACUUGAAAGUCAAACUUGCAUUUUUGCAGAAUCGUCUGUGAAAGUUUGUUAUUUAUGGAAAUGGGAUUUGGCUGCAGAGCUGCAGUGGAGCCACACGAACAUUAACACCUGCUGGUUGAUGAAGGAAAUGUUCUCCUCAUCGCCUCGAUGAGCUUCACUCAUAAUGUAUUUUUGAUUUACAUGUUUGCUUUACUGGACUCUUCUCCACCUGAUUCAUUGACUUUGUUCUAGUUUCUUCUGCCAGCAUUUUAAUGACCCUCAGGAACAAAAGGUUGUUUUCUAAAUGUUUAAAAGUCUUAUCCGUCAUGGUUUACUCUUUGUUUUAGUUUAACUUUAGAUUUGGAAGAAUCGCAACUGCAGAUCUCAGUAGCUGCAUUUCCAUUGACCAUAUAAUUGAGCAAUUUGACGUUUUGAAAAUACAUUUGCUUCAUGGAAAUGCUCCAGUUUCGGGGGAAAAAAAGAAAAACGCUUGUUUUUCGCUAAAAAGUUCUUGUGCUAUGGUGAGGAAUAUUGAAAUGACCUUAUGUCACAAAACACUGGAAACACUUUUUUGAGUCUUCAAGGUGUUUAUGGACUGACUUUUUUUGACCAUUUACCACUUUUCCAAGCUUGUGGAAACUGACUUUCUACUUUUAUCCAGAUUAAUUAAUGUUGACGACUUUUCUUCACAUCUCUACUUGAAUUUCUGUAGAUCAGGGCAUAAUUUGUUGCUUUUUGAAAUAUUUUCACCCUCAUUGGUUUAUUGAAUCUACAGGUAAGAGGAUAGCCAGACCUGGUUGUAGCAAAAUAAAUGUAUUAAUUACAAUGAAUUGAUGAUUUAACGAGGGCAGCAAUUCUAUUUUCACAUAGCCAUGUUGGUUUUGCUCUGUUUAGUUCAAGUGAACCAUCAUUAUCUCUGCAUCCUAAAAACUGCCUCUAAGAACCAGGUUGGCAUUUUCAUACUUUAAGGAACACGUUGAAUAUUUACUGUGCACAUUUUAACAAAUAAAAAUCCUACAUAAUGUUUGAAACCAUAAAA